This is a messenger RNA of Gongylonema pulchrum, 644 nucleotides long. The record is from the annotation of a GenBank genome assembly. Lineage: Eukaryota; Metazoa; Nematoda; Chromadorea; Rhabditida; Gongylonematidae.
GAGACCUGUAUCCGGUGCAGUCAUCGAAACGCCGUAAACGCUCCCUUUCGCCAGUUACUGAUUAUGAGAGCGACUUUGACGUGCAGUUUAUUGUUGAAACGCCAUCCAGGAAUGACGAUAGUAGAGGACGUGUUUCUGAAACAAUGGCUGUACCGGCUCCAACAUUUACAGCAUCGGUUAGCUAUGAUGGUAUGGAUGACUGGGAUUCAGCACAAGAGGAAUCUGUUGAAUCGCUGUCUGAUUACCAAGAUAUUGAAGACUUCGAUUCUGAUGAAGGAGGCUGCCCGCGCGUGAGGAGUCGUCCAGGCGCAGACGACUAUCGCCCGUCGUCCUCAAGUCUGGGAGUUUAUUUCAGCCCUGCCUCGUUCUCCAGUGAUGACUAUGAUGAGGAUGAGAUGUACACGGAGGCCGAAGAAGAGGAAUAUACGGGAGAAGACGAGGAAGUUGAGUAUGAGGAGGAGGAACUGGAAUGCAUGGAAGGAGAGGAGAAUGAACUCUGUGAUGAUGACAAGGUGCCCACUGCUGAAGAUGCUUCUCCUUCCGAACAGCAUUUGUGUUCCUCUGCUGAAACUCAGCCAUCACCAAUUCCACAAAUAAUGGUUGCGUCGGUGCUGGAGGAAGAAGUCAGCGCUGAUGAAAUUUGC